ACUGCGUUCGUGGCGAUUCCGGACUCUUGCAAUUUCCUCGGUCUGGUCUGACGACUCCGUGUCGUUUGCCUGUUCGCUCGCUCGAUGUUGUGAGCUACGACAGCCCAAAUCGCACUCCAAUUACCGGGUUUUCAACGUAAACGUCGCCCAAGAUAAUAAUGCUGACCUACUGUGAUAGCCGCGGCGUAAGAUACGUCUUGUCCACGGUUUUUUUGGUAUUCCUACAGUCAUCAUGUGUGAGUGGAGCUGCAAUACAUCUCACACAUGAAAAUAUUGAAAUGACCUUAGCCUCAAAUGAAUUGGUGUUUAUAAAUUUUUAUGCUGAAUGGUGUCGUUUUAGUAAUAUUCUACAACCAAUUUUCGAUGAAGCUGCUGAUAAAAUUAAAGAAGCUUUUCCAGAGGUAGGAAGAGUUGUUAUGGGAAAAGUAGACUGCGAUAAAGAAUCUAAAGUUGCAUCUAGGUUUCAUAUAACAAAAUAUCCAACACUAAAAAUUAUACGAAAUGGCCAACCAACUAAAAGAGAAUAUAGAGGCCAACGUUCUGUUGAAGCAUUUGUAGAGUUUGUAAAGAAACAAUUAGAGGAUCCAAUCAAAGAAUUUCAAGAUUUGAAAGAGCUUCAUAAUCUUGAUGAUAAAAAGAGAAUGAUUAUAGGAUAUUUUGAUAGGAAAGAUGUACCUGAGUAUCAACUGUUUAGAAGAGUAGCCACAAAUUUGAAAGAUGACUGUCAAUUCCACGUUGGAUUUGGCAUAUGUUCCAAAGAAAAAUGUGAUAUUGGACAGCAUUUAAAUUUGUUGGAUGCCAGUAAGGCUAUGCAUCCACCAGGUGAACCAAUCAUUGUAUUCCGAUCUGACAGAGCAUUGUCAAACGAUGACAAUGAAACAUACAAGGGUAGCUUAGCAAAUUAUGAUGAAUUAAACAUUUGGGCACAAGAAAAAUGUGUUCCACUUGUUAGGGAAAUAACAUUUGAAAAUGCUGAAGAGCUUACUGAAGAAGGAUUACCAUUCCUUAUAUUGUUCCAUGACCCAAAAGAUUUGGAAAGUGUGAAACAGUUCAAAGAUAUUUGUUCGACUGCUUUGGUUGAUGAAAAACAAAAUGUGAAUUUCCUUACUGCUGAUGGACACAAGUUUGCUCAUCCCCUUCAUCAUUUAGGAAAAAGUGCCUCGGACUUACCAUUGAUAGCAAUUGACAGUUUUAGCCAUAUGUAUUUAUUCCCUAAAUUUCAAGAUAUGUUUAUACCUGGUAAACUGAAAGGUUUUCUCCAAGAUCUGUACUCUGGCAAAUUGCAUAGAGAAUUUCACUAUGGGCCUGAUCCUAACUCUAAUGUAACUCAAAUAGUGCCAACAACACCACCUGAAUCAACAUUUAAAAAAUUGGCACCAAGUAAAAAUAGGUACACGUUACUUCGAGAUGAAUUGUAAAAAUGGUUGUAUUAAAUACAAUUAUGAAUGAAACAACAAACUGGACAAGAAUUACCAUCAUUUAAUCAGUGCAUAUAAAAAUAACAUCUUUUUUUACAGAGAUUGACUCUGUUUAAGAUAGUGAAAUGAAACUAUGUAAUAUGGAUACAGUUUUGAAAGACUCAACCAGUGACAACAAUUGUACAGUUGCCCUAUCAAAAUUAAUGGGUUUUUAAGCAGAGUUGCAUUACAAUCAUUGUAAAACGCUAAAGUGUUUAUUGUCUACGUUGCUUCAUAUUUAGGGAUUUUAUUUUUGGAAUGGAAGUAUGAACCGAUAUAUUUUGUAUGUAUGAAUGAAUAAAUGAAAAUAGAUAGAUUUUUUUGAGCGUGAAACGCAUCUAUGUCAAUAGCAGAGUUAUGAAUACUAAGAUUAUGGUUACAAUAACUUUGAUUUGCACGAUAUUCUUCAUAUAAUUAGCAUUUUGAAAUAUUCGAGAAAAUUUUCAAGUGACUUAUUACUUAUAUAUUUUGCUCAAUAUUAGAAAUAUUUGUGUAUUUUUAAUGUUAUUGAUGAGACAAUUGAAGAUAAUGUUGAAGAGAUCCAUCGCUUCCGUAUGCCAUGUAAAGUUUUCAAUAAUCUAAAAACAUAAGUUAUAAAACAAAGAAAACUUUGAAUUUUUUGGAAAUAAAAAUAUUUUUUCAUUUUGCCUAACCCGAAAUGCACAUGUCUCAAUUUGUAUAGAAGUGUUUUAAAAAUGUAUUUUAUACAUUUCUCUAGUGUUAACAUCAAAGGUUUUGGUAAAGAUUUAUUUCAUUUUGUAAGAAUGUGACUUAAUUUAAUUUUUUGUUUCUUUUAGAGACAAUGUUAUUCUGUGAAUUCUAAUCACAAUCUUUUCUUAUAAAAUACCAGUAAAAUGUUUAAAAAAGAAUAUUAUUUAUAAAGGUAAUAACAGUUGCAGAUUUAUCGAAACAAUAAAUUAUCAAGUAGAUACUUGGAAAUAUCAAACUUUUAAUGUAUUAUUGAACAUGUAUUCACGAAAUUUUCGAUUGAGAAAUACUUAUACAUACAUAUAAUAAAAUUAGAAUGAGAAUUAUCUUUAAUACUCUAGAUUUUUGCUACUCAUGUGCUGUUCGAACAAUGGAACAUCGAAUUAUGUUAUUGGCAUGUCUACAGUUACUCAUAGUAAUAGGAAUAAAUUGUACAGCAUAUUAAAUAUUUUGAAUACUGAUUUUGGUUUUGACACUUCCUUGUAUUGACUUUUAUUGUUAAUGAAUUUUUUCUAAGUCAUGAAUUGAUCUUUAACAUUUAAUAUGUACGUCUUUGUAUCCUUUUUUUACGUCAAUCAAUAAAAAUUUAACAGAUUUACA
Messenger RNA from Phymastichus coffea, 2765 nucleotides. RefSeq names its product endoplasmic reticulum resident protein 44 (gene ERp44). The record is from RefSeq and is a predicted model, not a curated record. The coding region runs from base 159 to 1418 and encodes 419 amino acids. The transcript has 7 exons. Lineage: Eukaryota; Metazoa; Arthropoda; Insecta; Hymenoptera; Eulophidae.